Messenger RNA from Paramecium tetraurelia, 2259 nucleotides. RefSeq lists its product as uncharacterized. The record is from RefSeq and is a predicted model, not a curated record. The transcript is spliced from 2 exons. Gene Ontology annotation, biological process: phosphorelay signal transduction system. NCBI's taxonomy places the organism in Eukaryota, Ciliophora, Oligohymenophorea, Peniculida, Parameciidae. Gene Ontology annotation, molecular function: phosphorelay sensor kinase activity.
AUGGAGCCGAUAGAUUAGAGAAUAUUUGAAUGGUUUACUAUAAAUAUGAUUAUUAUUGAUUUUUUGUAUAUUGUAGGAAUAGGUGGAGCAUCGUUGGCAGAAUAUUUCUUCGAUUUACAGAGAAGUUACCAAGUAUAUGCUAUGAUAUCAUCAUUGGGUGUUUUAAGCAUGUGGUUUGGUUGGCGGUUCAAGAGAAGGAACUUUAAGAACGAUCGGAUUGAAUUGCUUAUACUGUUGCUUGUUGGCAAUUCAUUAAGAACCAUAGGUUCUACACAUAUCAGUGAGAUGUAUUUUGCAUUAUUCCCAAAAAGGUUGCUUUAUAUCAUUCCAAUCUAGAAUCAUCAGCAUCCUAAGAAAAUGUUUCUUUGUAUGCCAUUCAUAGCUGUGGUGGUUAGUGCCAAAUUAGAGUUCAGCUAUGAACACACCUUGGUCGGUUACGCAUUCAUUCUGAUGGCUUGGUUGUCUAUCAAUCGUUCUGCAGAGAAAGUCCGUCAGGUUUCAAAGAAUCAUAGUUACUCCAAAACUUGGAUCAAUCCAUCAGAUAGUUUGAUAAUCAGUCAGAAUGACAAAUAUGAUCUGGUGGUCACUCGCUAAGGCAAAAUGGUCAGUCAAACAUCUGAAUAGCAGAAAUUAUUGGGUUCUGAUGAUCCUGUGGCCAUUCAAUAAAUACUCAAGGAGAUAGUCAUCCAUAAACUUAACAAACAAUUCAAGAAAUAUAAAAUUGGCACUCUUUUGCAAUUGAUAGAAACAGCAGAUCUUAUUAAAUGUAAAGUAUUGGAUUGUUCUGCUCCUUUUGGAGACAAUUACAUGAUUGAAUUAGCCCUCAUUAAUGAUAAUGUGGGUCUGAGAUUCCAUGACAUGUUUGAAUUGAGAGAUUAUUGGGAGAGGAAAGUAACUAAGUAACUUAUGAAUUAACUGUUUCGCAGCUUCAGUCAUGAAUUCAGUACGUCAUUAAAUUGCAUAAGGAUUCUAGCAGAAAAUGCUAUUGAGGAUAUCGACGAUGACUAUAUUGUGAAUACAUGUAUCUAACCCAUUUUGAAUUCCUGUUACAUUCUCAAUUCCAUAGUUCAAGAUGUUAGGGAUUUCAGUUUGAUCUUGUCUAAGAAUUUCAUACUAACCAUUUAGAUAUAAAACAUCUACUUGCUCAUCCACGAAGUGUCUGAAUUGUAUCGAUAACAACUCAAUAUGAAGGGUGUGCAACUUAAUGUUAAGAUGAAUGAGUGCUAGAUUCAUACGGAUGGUCAACGCUUCAAAUAAGUACUUAAUAAUCUCUUGUCCAAUGCCUAAAAGUUUACCUUCUCUGGCAGUGUCAACAUCGAUGUUCAAGAAUAAAUCAUACACGAUUAAUCCUUUAUUAAAGUCAGUGUCUAAGAUACAGGCUCUGGAAUGGAUUAGAACACUCAGAAUCGAUUGUAAGAGUUCCUUAAACAACCUCAUAAACGAAAGUCCAAUCUUAAUUUUGGGUUAGGUUUAAUGAUAAGUAAUACUAUUUGUAACGGAUUGUCUCCCAAUUACGAAUCUGGUAUACAUUUUCAAUCCAAUAAUAAGACUGGCACUACAUUUUGGUUCUACCUAGAGGAUCUCAAAACUAUGGAUUUACCUGAUGUUGUUAGCAGGAGGACUAUCAAAUAUAGUAAAAUACACAGUUCUGGUAGAAGCUUUUUGGAAUAAAGCUUUAUCAUCAGUCCUAGUGAUAAGAAGAGGUAGUCCUCUUUUACAUUCUCAUUAAAGGGCAAAUAGAAACUAAUUGAAAAAUAAUCGGAAAAUUUUUCUGAGCCAGAUGAUGUCAUUUGUGCACCCUAUGUCUUUAGAGAAGGACCAAAGAAACCUAAAAAGCAGAAAUACUCUAUUGAUCAAGUUGUCAGUGAGUAUGCAGAAGAAAGAGCUAAAAUCCUUAUUGUCGAUGAUGAAUUUGUUAAUAUCUAUGCACUUACUACAAUGCUUUCAAGAUUGAACAUUAAGUGCGAUUCAGCACAUAAUGGCAAGGAAGGACUAGAGAAAUUCAAAAAAGAAAACUAUCAGGUCAUCCUGAUGGAUAUCGAAAUGCCAAUCAUGAAUGGCAUCUAAGCCACUCAACAGAUACUCGAAUUUUGUCGUUCUGCAGACUUAGAUCCUCCCAUCAUCAUUGCCUAAACUGCUUACACUGACAUGUAGACCAAACAAAUGUGCAAUGAAGUGGGUAUGGACUAUUUUUUAUAAAAACCCAUUAGUACCAUUGAAAUUAAAUAAAUUCUACAAACUAUAUAGAUAGCUUUAUGA